CACACACACCGGCAGACCCAGGCAGCAUGUCCUCUAAAGUUCAGUUCACAGGCCCCAGAGCCAAGGACCACGGGCCCCCAGCCCAGGAGAGUCUGCCACCCCCAGUGGCCAAUGCUGAAGCCAUCCACUUCCUCAGCUCCCUCGAGCAGAAUGAGCUGCAGAUGCUGUUCUUCUCCGAGACUCUGGCCGUGGUUACAGACACAGGGGAGCCUCAGGGAGAGCUGACCAUUGAGGUGCAGAGAGGGAAAUACAAAGACGAAUGUGGUGUCAUGUCGCAUUGCCUCCUCGUGCACGCGUUUAGCCGCAGCUUCGUGGACAAAAUGCUCUGUGGAAACUCCCUCCUCGACAUCUGGCCAAGAGAGUCCAGGUGGGCUCCCCGGGGUACUGCAUGGUCACCAAGAUGCCCGUCACGAGGGAGGCAGAUGAGAGUGAGCCUGGCCCGGUAUUUGAGAAGAAGCCCCUGGUGUGGGAGGAGGACCUGGAACUCUACUCCAAGUUCAUGGACCGAAAGGAGGAGCUCCGUCUCAGCCACGCGAACUACCUGCGGCACCACCCCGAGGCCCAAGCGCUCAUCUCCGACUUCCUGCUCUUCCUGCUGCUGCGCCAGCCGGCCGACGUGCUCACCUUCGCCGCCGAGUACUUCGGUCCCUUCGCGCGGCGCCGCCCGCCGCCUCCCGCCUCGCUCUCCUCCCGCCGGCCCGGCCCGCAGGAGCCGCGGCCCAGCCCCGGCGAGGGCUAGGCGGCCACCCGGAGCGCCGGGCCGCGGGCGGGGACGGGGCGGGGCAGGGCUGGAACACGGGCGGGACGCACCCUGGAGGCGCGCUGUCCGGGCUGCGGUUUUGAUGGAAAUAAACGGGGCCCUCCAGACUCCGUCUGCUGUGGGAACCGGAACCUUCCUUGGCCAGACUCGUGUCUUAGCUAAACGACAGGAACCGUUAACAGCGUUUAACGAGCGAAUUUAAGCCUUUUUCUCUAGAUACUAUUAUUUUCAAUAUCCCUAUUUUAUAGAUAGAAAAUAGAGGCACAGAAAAGUGGAGAAACUUCUAGAGAUCAGCACGUGGGAAGCCCGAGUCAAACCUGGAGGCUGGAUUCCAAAACUCUCUUAGUGAUAAGUUAGUGGGGAUGGACAGGACGGGCUUCUUAGCACUCAGAAUCAAUCUGGACUCCACAGAGCACGCGGCCCGCUCCCUGUCUCCCCCACCCCACAAAGAAAAAGAGCAGACAUUUGGGGGGGGGGCGGUCAAGAUCACCACUGGCCUUGCUCAUCACCUUGGAAGCCUCCCAAAAUACCUGCCACCAGCUUACAUUAUCCACCUCCAUCCUCCUGGUUUCCCGCUGACACACAGACUGCGAGCGGGGUCCCCAGUUAACCUGCUUCCUGAGGAAAAAAGGGUUAAGCAGGUAAUCAUCACCUCUUUUAGGCUCCUUGCUUAAUGUCAGUCUGGCCAGUAGCUUAUUUCUGCCCAAUGCUGGCCAUGGCUCAGUAGCAAUAGUAGGCAAGUUCCCCUGAGGCAGCUGGUGGGGGCGCUGUGGGUGCAGGGCGUGCAGGCUCCAUCCCUCCAUCUAUUCAUUCAUCAGACCUGCUAGGAGAGAUUUAGGCACACCGGAGAAACUCUGCACCACAGGGGACAAUAUGAACCAACAUCUGCAAGGCUGGGGGAGGGGCUUCCAUGAUGCAGGAAUCCAGCAAGGAAGGCUUCAUGGAGAACUAUGACUUGACUUGAACCUUAAAGAAUGCUUAAAAAUAUUUUUUAUUGUCCCCUUCCCUUAUCUCAAAAGAAAUACAUGUUCAUUAGAGAAACUUACAGAAGGGAGAUAAACCACAAGAAGAAAGUGAAUUCGCCUCAAUUCCUCGACGUAGAGACAGCCACUCUUAACAUUUUGGCCAAUAAUCCUCUCUACUCUUUCUUCUAUGCAUAAAAGCGGCUGGUGUUUGUUCAGCAUUUGCUCUGUCCAGCACUUUUUUAAAGAAUGUUUGAUCUAGUCUUUACAACUCCAAGAAACUUUAAUUAUUUUUU
This is a messenger RNA of Manis pentadactyla (Chinese pangolin), 2018 nucleotides long. RefSeq names its product ciliogenesis associated TTC17 interacting protein (gene CATIP). Gene Ontology annotation, biological process: cilium organization; actin filament polymerization. The coding region runs from base 27 to 962 and encodes 311 amino acids. The transcript has 6 exons. NCBI's taxonomy places the organism in Eukaryota, Metazoa, Chordata, Mammalia, Pholidota, Manidae. The record is from RefSeq and is a predicted model, not a curated record.